AAGUUAGCCACAGUUAACACAGUUAAACUGUGGCUAACUGUGGCUAACAUGACGCGGUUUUAAUCAAACUAAUUUCACGAAUGAUUUUGAAAAUAAUUUAAUAUGUUUUGAUUUUCUACUGAUUCUGCCUUGCUACAUUUUAUUUUCACUUUUCUGUGUCAAACUGUGCAAAAAUGCCCACAAUGAGCUUUCCAGUGGUGUCUUAAUUUGAAGAGUUAGACGGAUGUCUCGCUUUCUUUGCUAACUUGACUCUAUAUUGAACCGUGUGAAGAGAGCAGCUCCGCUGAUGUAAACUUUCCAUUUGACUUGAAUGAUAUUCAGCGUUCAGCCAUUCUAACGAAGAAGUUGUCGCUGUGAGCAUGGCGGAGCGGGAGGAGCGCCGCUUCGCCGAGAUUUCCCGAGAAUCUGUCAAACUCAUGGCCGAGAGUGCAGGCGUGGAGCUCGGCGACGAUGUGGCCGGUCUGCUGGCUGAGGACGUGUGUUACCGGCUCAGGGAGGCGACACAGAGCAGCUCACAGUUCAUGAGACAUGCCAAGAGGAGGAAGCUGACAGUGGAGGACUUCAGCAGAGCUCUGCACUGGAGCAAUGUGGAGGCCAUUUGUGGUUAUGGGGCCCAGGAUGCUCUGCCUUUUCGUUCAGUGAAAGAAGGAGAGUUUUUCUUCAUUGAGGAUCGAGACAUCAACCUGGUGGAGUUGGCUCUGGCCACCAAUAUUCCCAAAGGCUGUGCUGAGACCAUGGUACGAGUGAACGUGUCAUACCUGGAUGGGAAAGGCAACCUGGAGCCUCAAGGGACUGUUCCCACAGCAGUGCAGUCUCUAUCAGAUGACAUGUUGAAGUACUACCAGCAGAUCACACGGGCCAUACUGGGAGAGGACCCCCACCUCAUGAAGGUAGCUCUGCUGGACCUGCAGUCUAAUUCCAAGAUUGCUGCCUUGCUACCUUAUUUUGUUUAUGUCAUCAGUGGGGUGAAAUCAGUUAGCCAUGACCUGGAGCAACUCAACAGACUCCUCCACAUGGUGAAAAGCCUGGUCCAGAACCCCUACCUGUACCUGGGCUCAUAUGUCCGGAGCCUGGUCUCCAGCGUCAUGUACUGCAUCUUAGAGCCACUAGCUGCUUCCAUCAACCCCCUUAACGACCACUGGACCCUCAGGGACUAUGCUGCCCUGCUCCUCAGCCAUAUCUUCUGGACUCAUGGUGACCUGGUGAGUGGUCUCUACCAUCAGAUCCUGCUGUCGCUCCAGAAGGUUCUGUCUGAUCCAGUAAGGCCUCUUUGCUCCCACUAUGGAGCUGUGGUGGGGCUUCACGCUCUGGGAUGGAAAGCUGUUGAGAGAGUUCUCUUUCCACACCUUCCUGCCUACUGGGCCAACCUCCAGGCUGUGUUAGAUGACUACUCUGUUUCCAAUGCUCAGGUUAAAGCAGAUGGACAUAAGGUCUAUGGAGCCAUUCUGGUGGCAGUAGAGCGCCUGCUGAAGAUGAAGGCUCUGUCCCUGUCUCAGCCAGCAGAGGGAGGCUCCAGCAGUCAGACAGGCUCUGUGCUGGGUGCUAUGGGAUACAGAGUGAGCUCCCCUGGCCUCAGCCCCCCUCCAGAGCCUCUGUCAGAAGCCACUCUAGGGAUUGCCAGCCACCUCCAGGCGGGAGGGGCGGGUUGUCCCUGGGAGGAGUGGAGCCCAGUCCCUCUACCCGCCAUGUACAGUGAGCUCUACUCCUUCUUUGGAGACAGCCUGGCUGUCAGGUUUAGUACUGGACCAGGGUUUGGCAGCUACCCCUCUUGCACCCCAUCCCAGCUCAGUGAUGCCAGGAAGGAACCUCCUGGACCCACAUCCAACCCUGACACCACCCGUAAGAUGCCACAGCUGACUGCCAACCUCAACAUCAGCCCCAGGCAUGACGGGAGCCCUCGCACUGACCCACCCCCACCCAGCCUGGCUGCUACAGGGUCAGGAAGGUCCCUGACUCGCUCCUCCUCCUCCUCCGCCUCAGUGCAGCGGUCCAGAUCUUCCUUGUCACGCUCAGGUCAGCGCUCGGCAGGUCUGUCACGUGACGUUUUCCCCAAAGCUCGCUUCACCUCUCCUCAGACCGGACCCCCGGCGUUCUCCUUUCUCAUUGGUGGGCGACAAAUGGGCCGUCGUUGCCAAGGCCGCCGCCCAUUCCAGACCACUUUUGUCCCAACUCCACCUCUCUCUGCCAUCCCAUCACGUGCCUACGCCCACAAAUUGCCUGUCAUUGGCAGGGUGGGUAAACCUGUGCACCGCUGGGCAUGUUCCCAUUACUCUCUUCACCUGCCUUUAUAGAGAAGAGGGUCCCAGGGACCAGAAACUGACUUCAGACUGCUUUACUACAAAGUGGAGUUUGACUGCUACAGACCUUUAAGGGCUCAUAUUCAUAUUUUUCAUCUUGAACUCCCAGUAAUUAGUCUUCUGCGAUGAUAUUUUCAUAGUUGGAAGUAAGGAUUCUGUUUUAACGUCAUGUUGGAGAACAACAAUCAGACAACACUCCACUGAGGCAGCAAAGGUCUUUAUGCUCAGUUCAACUGCUCUAAGGCCACAAUGUAUAGUCAUUAAUAAUGUACUUUGGUAACUCCAGACUCCGAUAGAAAGCUCUGAAAGCAGCUCAGACUGCACCUGUUGUCACAGGGAUUGUUUCAUUUUUCUGCUAAAAAUCUUAAGUCAUCAGAAUUAUUUCAAAGAUGCUACAAUGAAACAAUUCUACACAUAUUAAUAUGAAGUUGUUGAGGCUACCUGUGUGUGCAGGGUAACAAGUAAAAUGUGGCUAACCAGGCUUUAUCAACCCAUGUUUUGGUUACCUGUACAGCUCAACACACUACAGCCUAGGAUUUUCAUCUUUGACAUUUAGCAAAAAACUACAAAUAAAUAUAAAAGACAAGAUAGUCAUGUUCAAUCAUCAGUGAUGAAUGGCUGAAAUCUUCAUUAGUGUUCCUGUAAGUUCCCCAUUGUUCUGUAAAGCUGUGGUGUUAUUGUAUGUGUUUGUAUUUUCUCUGUCUGUAGUGCAUUUCUUUAGAUGGCACAUGAGUUUUCACUUUGGUAAAUGUUUGCUUUUUUCACUCAAACUGUAGUUUGUAACUGAAACUGUUUUGUCUGUACCAUUGUCUAUUCUUCAGUUAUAAUACAUUGAGCUUGGUCA
Molecule: messenger RNA, 3141 nt
Organism: Lates calcarifer (barramundi perch)
Lineage: Eukaryota; Metazoa; Chordata; Actinopteri; Centropomidae
Gene: taf6l
Product: TAF6-like RNA polymerase II, p300/CBP-associated factor (PCAF)-associated factor
Exons: 12
Coding region: 360-2291 (643 amino acids)
Biological process (GO): transcription initiation at RNA polymerase II promoter; RNA polymerase II preinitiation complex assembly
Cellular component (GO): transcription factor TFIID complex; SAGA complex; SLIK (SAGA-like) complex
Molecular function (GO): protein heterodimerization activity; RNA polymerase II general transcription initiation factor activity; transcription coactivator activity
Source: RefSeq, a predicted model, not a curated record